Molecule: messenger RNA, 1273 nt
Organism: Penaeus chinensis
Lineage: Eukaryota; Metazoa; Arthropoda; Malacostraca; Decapoda; Penaeidae
Gene: REG
Product: proteasome activator complex subunit 3-like
Exons: 6
Coding region: 145-903 (252 amino acids)
Biological process (GO): regulation of G1/S transition of mitotic cell cycle; regulation of proteasomal protein catabolic process; positive regulation of endopeptidase activity
Cellular component (GO): proteasome activator complex; nucleoplasm; cytoplasm
Molecular function (GO): endopeptidase activator activity
Source: RefSeq, a predicted model, not a curated record
CCUUCGGGCCUUGUUUUGCUUUUCCUUUUUCUCGAUUUUCUCGUCUUUCGGUCUUCGGAUUGCCGUGAUCGCUGUUCUCCCUCUUCCUCUGUUCUCCUGCAGAGUUUUGGUCCAUGACUGGAUACUUUCAGCGUAUUUCUCCUAAUGAUCCGUCAAGAGUCACAAGAGGAGGCGAAUGAUGCGGUUGAGUCAUACAAAGCAACUGUUAAGGAGCAAGCUGAAGAAUUGGUGAUAAAAAAGUUCCCAGAACGCAUUAUCCACUUCAACAAGCUUCUUAACGAGACUCCCUUUCUCUGCGAAGACCUCACCUCAGUCCACUCUGAUCUCAAGAUCCCUGUCCCAGAACCACAGAUUAUAAAUAAUCAUGAUGGAGAUCCUCCUGCUAAGAAACGCAAGGCGGUUGAUGGCACAGAAGAAGCAGUGAUGGGUGCUAAGGUCUUCAUUCUCCCCUCAGGGUCAGUCCCCAUUAACUCCCACAUCACCCUGAUGGUCGACACAAUUAAGCCAUUGAUUCGUCAGCUUGUUGAAGAAGCCAAUUUGCUUAAAAUGUGGGUAUCAUUCCUUAUUCCCAAAAUUGAGGAUGGCAACAACUUCGGCGUUAGUAUCCAGGAAGAGACCCUUGGAGAAAUCCGGACAGUAGAGUCUGAGGCUGCAGCCUUUUUUGACCAGAUCUCCCGAUACUACAUGACACGAGCUAAGCUGGUGUCAAAGGUAGCAAAAUAUCCACACAUUGACGACUACCGACGAACUGUUGUGGAGUUGGAUGAGAAAGAGUACCUGUCCUUACGCAUCACUUUGUCAGAGAUCAGGAAUCACUAUGCCACACUACAUGACAUGAUCACAAAGAACAUGGAGAAGAUUAAGAAGCCGCGAAAUGCUAAUUCUAUUGAAGCCAUGUAUUAGAAGUUAAAAGUAUUCCUAAACUAGACUGACUGUUUCAUGUCCUGAAGUGGCUGUGUGUCACUGACUAACAAUUGCAAUGCUGCUCAUUGCUGAGGAUUGCUGUGUUGAUGACAUCUUAAUUUUGGCCGCUCUGCUCUAGUUCGGUGGUACACAUUUGUUGAAAUUUCAUUUAGCACUUUUGGGUUACAUUGUUUAUUUGUUUUUGAGAAGGGAAAACAUUCAUAUGUGGAGAACUCCUUGGGUCUUCAGAUUGACUUUCUGAAUAGUGUAGAGAAAUAUGUAUUAUAUAUAUAUAUGAAGGAAGGAAAUAGUGUACUUGUAUUUUUUUCUGUGACUUUCAUAAUACUGGAUAGUAAAUACUUAUUCAUGA